UAUGUUAAUAUUUGCGAUCAAUCUAUCAGUGAUGAAAGUGAUAAUUCUAUUAUGGAUAUUAAUGAUGUUUCACUAAAAAGUGAAGAGAUUUUUAAUUCUAUUGAAAUGAAUGAUGAAAGUUCAUAUGAAGAUCUCCCUCUGCCUGUUGAAGAAUUACUUUUAAGUGACGACCAUAGCA
This is a messenger RNA of Funneliformis geosporum, 178 nucleotides long. NCBI's taxonomy places the organism in Eukaryota, Fungi, Glomeromycota, Glomeromycetes, Glomerales, Glomeraceae. The record is from the annotation of a GenBank genome assembly.